This is a messenger RNA of Limulus polyphemus (Atlantic horseshoe crab), 608 nucleotides long. RefSeq lists its product as uncharacterized. The annotation marks the transcript as partial. The record is from RefSeq and is a predicted model, not a curated record. The transcript has 2 exons. NCBI's taxonomy places the organism in Eukaryota, Metazoa, Arthropoda, Merostomata, Xiphosura, Limulidae.
UUCCCUCCAGUUAACAGUUUAAAAUUAGGAACGGCUAGUAUGUCCUUAUAUGUAGCUUUUCGCGAAAAUUCUGAAACAAAAAACUCUUCGUUCGAAAAAUGGUUACAUGUCUGAAAGUAUUUUAUUCCAAAGCAUAAAUGUUAUCAAAUUAUUAACUACGUUAUAAGUAACUAAAUAUUAAAGUGAAAACAAAAAGUUUAACACAAGUUUGUUUUCCUUAGUAGAUAAUUAAUAUUUACUUUUCAACUGCAUAUUUUCAGUCAGUAGAGGGAUUUUUAAAGAAUGGACGGAGGAAAGAAAUUUGUGGUUCCUAGUAUUAGUGAAAUUGAUGAAUUUGUGGAAAAUCAAGGAAUAUCCGUACAACAACAUUUUCAGCCAGGAUUACUCCCAGCAGAAAGCAUAACAAACAAAACCAAAGACAACAAGUGUUCAGUUCAACAGAAAGAAGGAGGAGAUAGUGAUUCAACUAUAGAAAAUACUAAUGUUCCAGACCACAAGGAACAUCGUAGUAAAAACUGUCCAGGACCAUCAACAACAUUUGAAAGUGCUUUUGUCCACCUGAAGAAUUCUAAGUACUACUCUUUGAUACCUCCUGGAAAGGAGAAAAU